AUGUUGAGAGAAGAGCCCCAGAAGCCUUCCAGCAAGGCUGGACAGAGCGACAAAAAUGGCCAUGAUCUCAACACCAUCCUCAAUGAGGCACAGAGAGCCGAUGUCACGCUAUUGGUUGCAAACUGUUCUGAGGCCAUGCGGUCACUGCUGUUGGAGAACUUUGAUGCGGCUGCUGGUCUCGACAAGAAGCUGCUUGGUUCAGGCCUAACAGAGGAUGAGAAAAUGAUGCACGCCGAUCCGUCCACGGCAGACGUUGAAGCAUAUGAUAAGGAAAGGAAACUUCAGGAGGAAUGCCAGACAGACAUCGAUUCGCACAAGUCGAAGAGGCUGAAGCGAGAUGUCCUCCAGGCGUACGACGAGUGGAGGGAGAAGGUUCUGAUGCGAGUCGGCGAAGUCGUCAACACCAAGUCUACGGUCAGAAAGCAGCUGGAAACCCACUCUGAACCUCAGUCUCCACGGCCCAAGGCUCCUGUAAUUAUCGGCAAGGUUACAGAUGUACCGGAACGCGGGACCAAUUUGAAGUUCAAGGACCUCUUCCCACCCACCAAGACGCCUCUUACAAAGCUUCCAAUGGACAAAAGGACCCUUAUCCUCCACGCAUUACUCUUGCUUUUGAUAUCGCUGGAGCACUAUAACGCGUACUCGCGCACACUCAUGCUCAACCUCACAUCGUCGCUCAAAUUACCCCUGAAGACAUUUGAGCAGGAUGAAUACACAACCGCAAAAGGGCUCCUCGAGUCUGCAAAGGAACUCAACGCUAACGAAGAGACUCAGAAGAAGCAAGAGGCCAACAAGGACAAUCGAAAAUGGAGGGUCGGCCUAGCCACAGCUGCUGGCGCUGCGAUUCUUGGUGUGUCAGGCGGUCUUGCUGCUCCACUUGUUGCCUCUGGUGUAGGCUCAGUUAUGGGAGGCCUUGGCCUCGGGGCAACGGCUGCAGCUGGCUAUCUUGGCUCAGUCGCCGGUAGCACUUUACUCGUCGGUGGUCUCUUCGGCGCUUAUGGUGGACGUAUGACAGGGCAGAUGAUGGACAAGUACGCUAGAGAGGUCGAAGAUUUCGAAUUUCUGCAGGUCCAUAGCGACCAGAAGACUAGCGAGGACCACGACAAAGGCGCCCAAGAAGCUAGUGAGCACGACCACAAGCUCAGACUUACGAUUUGUAUUUCUGGCUGGCUCACAGAGAAGCAGGAAGUCACCAAACCCUGGCGGGUUCUGGGCACUGGUUCGGAAGUGUUCGCUCUCAAAUGGGAGCUGGAAGCACUCCUCAACCUUGGUCACGCCAUGGACGGCAUGGUCCAAUCUGCCGCAUGGGGUUACGCGCAGAAGGAGCUUAUCAAGCGCACUAUCUUUGCGGAGCUCAUGUCAGCGCUCUGGCCAGUCGGACUACUCAAGGUGGCUCGUGUGCUUGACAAUCCUUUCAGCGUGGCCAAAUCGCGUGCAGACAAAGCGGGUGAAGUUCUUGCAGACGCCUUGAUCAACAGGGCUCAAGGCGAGCGCCCAGUCACUUUGGUCGGGUACUCCCUUGGUGCAAGAGUCAUCUACACUUGCCUUAAGACACUAGCCGAGCGCAAAGCCUUCGGCCUCAUCGAGCAUGCGAUCAUGAUCGGAGCCCCCGCUCCUUCGGACAUGACGCACUGGCGUGUGCUCAGAACUGCAGUUUCAGGCAGACUGAUCAACGUGUACUCGGAGAAUGACUAUCUACUGGGCUUCAUGUACAGGACCUCAGCAUUACAAUACGGUGUGGCAGGCCUUGAGCCAAUUCGUGGGCUUGCUGGCGUUGAGAAUGUCAACGUCAGCGAGGAUGUUGACGGCCACACUCGAUAUCGGUUCUUGGUCGGUGCAAUCUUGAAGAAGCUCGGCUUCGACGACAUUGACCAGAACGCAAUUGCAGAGGAACGAGAAGCUCUUGAGAAGAUGCUCAAGGAGGAGAAGAAGAACUCACUGCAAUCUCAGCGUAAUCGGCUGAUGCGGCGGGAGUCCUACAAAGGUAAGCCUGAUGAAGAGAAAGAGGCUGAAGAUGAAGCCUCAGACAUGGAGAAGCAAGUCAAGGACAGAACGCAAAAGAGUAUGAUGGCACGUGUCAUUGAUUGGUGGUACACUCCGAGGAAGCCUGGCAAUACCAAAGAUGCCGAGAAGGUGGCAAGCAGCCUACAGCAGGCUGCCAACAACCCGACUGAUGCGAAAAACGCAGCGUUCGACACGUUCAAGGAUGCUCACGCCGCAACACAGUCUUACACCCAAUAUGUCACCUCGAAGCUACCGUCGAUGCCCGGUGCUUCGUCGAUGAAGGAUACUAAAAUAGCGGAAGGGGCCACUGGUACUACGACCAGCUACGUGAAGGCUGCGCAGGAGUAUCUUCCAAGUAUGCCCUCAUUCGGUGGCAAGAAGCAAACCAGGAAGCCCGAUACUACAUCGGAAAAGGCAGUAGAUACAGCCACGCAAGCUGCCACAGGCAUGCAAAAGGGUGUUACAGGCGCUGCUGGUGCCGCCAAGGAUGUCAUACAGCCAUCUGUAAACAACACGCUCAACCCGGCUGAUAACCCGGUUGUCAAAUCGGCCAAAGAUACUGCAAAAAAGGCACCUAUCAUCCACCAGGCAUCUGAUCGAAUCCCGGGUGCAAACAAAGCUGCCCAGGUCACGUCAGACACUGUCGGGAUAACGGUCCAAAACACCGGACAAACAGUCAGUGGUGCCCUGAACACGACUGCUAGCAAGACAACCGAUGCUGGCACUGCCGGUGCUGGCAGAGCAGUCGAGGCAGGCAAAGGCGCUGCAUCGACUGCUACCAAUGCUGCGUCGACCGGAACUGGCAGUCUGACUGAUGCUGGCAAAUUGGUAACGGGGCAGAACACGGCCUUGAGAGAGACGGACAAAUCCCCAUCUCAGCAAAAGUCCCAGCAGCAGCAAGCUCAGUCCUACUUCUCACGCGCAGCCGGCUACCUCCCUGCCACUUCAUCCUUGCCCUCGAUGCCCUCGUUUGGUGGCAAUAAACGCGGCCCUCCCAAACUCGCGAAGCAGAACUCCGGGACUGGUGGUGCUCAAUCGCCGAAGCCCCAGCCUCAUCGCACACCGCCAGGAGUCAAGUCACCUCCCAAGCUGGACCGCAUGCCUAGUGCUGGCGCCAAAUCGCCACUCCAGCGUACGUCGUCCGGGAUGAAGAGCCCACCGCCAAAGCUUGAGAAGAAAGCUUCGGGAACGCAGUCGCCACGGCCUCUGAAGCUGGAACGCAGCCCAAGCGGCCUCAAGAGCCCGCCGAAGCUGGAGCGCGCGACCAGCGGAUUGAAUAAGGAAGUGACGAACGCUCCGCAGAAAGCAGGCGAAGGGGCAGACGCCGUGAGGAAACAGGCGGGCGACGGUGCAGAGGCUGCGAAGAAACAGGCCGGAAGCUGGACUGACACGGCCACGGGCGCCGUCGGUGGCGUCACUUCUAGGCUUCCUGUGUUUGGUGAUGGGAAGUGA
Cyphellophora europaea CBS 101466 is the source of this 3456-nucleotide messenger RNA. RefSeq lists its product as uncharacterized. NCBI's taxonomy places the organism in Eukaryota, Fungi, Ascomycota, Eurotiomycetes, Chaetothyriales, Cyphellophoraceae. The record is from RefSeq and is a predicted model, not a curated record. The transcript has a single exon. The coding region runs from base 1 to 3456 and encodes 1151 amino acids.